GAAGAAGAAGCGGAAGUGAUUUUUUUUUUUGCUGUUUUAGAGAAGAUGGCGGCGGCGUUGAACAGAAAUUAGAAUAAUUAAAACAUUUUUGUUUUCUCGUGCUAGAAAUAACUGCUUUUAUUCACACUCUGUAGCAACAUGACCAAUCGAACUGCGUACUUCUACGACCCAGACGUGGGGAACUUUCACUAUGGUGCUGGGCAUCCAAUGAAACCUCAUAGACUAUCACUCACACAUAGUCUUGUACUUCAUUAUGGACUAUACAAGAAGAUGAUGGUUUUCAAACCCUACAAGGCAUCCCAGCAUGACAUGUGCAGGUUCCACUCUGAGGAUUACAUAGACUUUCUGCAGAAGGUCAGUCCAAACAACAUGCAGGGCUUCACAAAGAGUCUCAACACUUUCAAUGUAGGAGAUGACUGUCCUGUCUUUCCAGGUCUGUUUGAGUUUUGUUCAAGAUACACAGGUGCCUCAUUACAAGGAGCAACUCAGUUAAACCACAAGAUUUGUGACAUUGCUAUAAACUGGGCGGGAGGUUUACAUCAUGCAAAAAAGUUUGAGGCAUCUGGAUUUUGUUAUGUGAACGACAUUGUCAUCAGUAUUCUUGAACUCCUGAAGUAUCAUCCACGUGUGCUCUACAUUGACAUUGAUAUUCAUCAUGGGGAUGGUGUACAGGAAGCAUUUUAUCUCACAGACAGGGUCAUGACAGUGUCCUUCCACAAAUAUGGGAACUAUUUUUUCCCGGGAACUGGUGACAUGUAUGAAGUGGGGGCUGAGAGCGGCCGCUAUUACUGCUUGAAUGUCCCUCUGCGAGAUGGCAUUGAUGACCAGAGUUACAGACAACUAUUUCAGCCAGUUAUCAAGCAGGUGGUAGACUUUUAUCAGCCAACCUGUAUUGUUCUUCAGUGUGGAGCAGAUUCUUUGGGAUGUGAUCGAUUAGGAUGCUUUAAUCUCAGCAUACGAGGACAUGGAGAAUGUGUGGAGUUUGUGAAGGGCUUCAAAAUUCCGCUGCUUGUUCUGGGUGGAGGAGGGUACACCGUGAGGAAUGUGGCUAGAUGUUGGACAUUUGAAACAUCAUUGCUUGUUGAGGAGUCAAUUAGUGAUGAACUUCCAUAUAGUGAAUACUUUGAAUAUUUUGCUCCAGACUUCACACUUCAUCCAGAUGUCAGCACAAGGAUAGAAAACCAAAAUUCUAGACAAUAUUUGGAACAAAUUCGUCAAACUGUGUUUGAAAAUUUGAAGAUGUUGAAUCAUGCACCAAGUGUCCAGAUCCACGACGUUCCCUCUGAUUUGCUGAGCUACGAGCGACCAGACGAGGCUGAUCCUGAAGAGAGAGGAUCAGAAGAGAACUUUUCUAGACCUGAAGCUGCGAAUGAAUUUUAUGAUGGUGACCAUGAUCAUGAUAAAGAAAGUGAUGUGGAGAUCUGAAGACUUUUUUGUGCAGUGUACCUGUCUUUGGUCUUCAGCCAUGAAGGUGUCCAUUCCUUGCAGUAUCUACAGUACUUGACUGUGAUGUGUGGGUAAAAGCCAAUCAUUUUUUUAACAUGUCGAAAUUGUGUAGUUCACCAUAUGUAGGUCUUUAUAUUGUAUUUUUCUGUUUAUCAAAUUUUAAGUAAAAAAGGGAACUUUACAAUGAGUCCUGCAAGCAGCUUCUGCUGCAUUUGUAUUCAGAGGGUUCAACAAUAAUGUGAUGAAUGAUGGCUUUGUGUGCCUAAUAUCAAAAAUAAGUGUUUUGAUUUAGAGAAAAUAAAAUCUAUUUGAAAUGAGCCCUUCUAUCUAAAACAUCUAUUUACACAGUCUGACCCUAAGAACUAUCUAAAAUGUGGCGGAUCACCAGUGCUGUUUGUUAUUUUAAUUAUUUGGCAGCUGUCUUGUUUUGUUGUAUUUUGUUAUAGUAUGUCUCAUAGUUUGAGUUUUGUAUGUUAAGAAUAUGACAUGGUGGAGGAAACAACUAGGAGAUAAAUGUAUAAUAUUUUCACAAAAAUGUUAUUCAAAAUUUCAUGUCACAACUCACAACAUAUAACACAUUUUUUUGUAUUCUCAACUGUAAUAAAAACAUUUUACAAAA
Danio rerio (zebrafish) is the source of this 2065-nucleotide messenger RNA. RefSeq names its product histone deacetylase 3 (gene hdac3). NCBI's taxonomy places the organism in Eukaryota, Metazoa, Chordata, Actinopteri, Cypriniformes, Danionidae. Gene Ontology annotation, molecular function: protein decrotonylase activity; protein lysine deacetylase activity; histone deacetylase activity. Gene Ontology annotation, cellular component: cytosol; chromosome; nucleus. The record is from RefSeq and is marked provisional.